CAGAAUCGAUCUUUUUUGCACCUCUACAGCUGAUUCUUCAGAUAGUUCGUUUGGCGACUUGUUUAUGAGUAGAAAUCGCCACAUUUUUGCAAAAGUAGUUAUUUGUUAUUUUACAAUAAAUUAAAGCAGUUAAAUAUGGAUGCUGAAGCCUCGCGCAAAACUUGGGAGCUGGAGAACAAUGUGAAGACACUGCCGGCAUGCGAUGAAAUUUUCCGCUAUGAUGCCGAACAACAGCGACAGAUUCUCGAUGCCAAGCCGUGGGAAAAGGAUCCUCAUUAUUUUAAGGAUAUCAAAAUAUCUGCAUUGUCAUUGCUUAAGAUGGUAAUGCAUGCGCGUUCAGGUGGAACUCUCGAGAUUAUGGGUCUGCUGCUUGGUAAAGUUGAAGAUAACACUAUGAUUGUAAUGGACGCUUUCGCAUUGCCUGUAGAGGGUACCGAGACUCGUGUAAACGCGCAGUCGCAAGCCUAC
Molecule: messenger RNA, 468 nt
Organism: Rhagoletis zephyria (snowberry fruit fly)
Lineage: Eukaryota; Metazoa; Arthropoda; Insecta; Diptera; Tephritidae
Product: COP9 signalosome complex subunit 5-like
Molecular function (GO): protein binding; metallopeptidase activity
Source: RefSeq, a predicted model, not a curated record